Messenger RNA from Macrobrachium nipponense, 942 nucleotides. It is a transcript of the gene Pfdn1, whose product is annotated as prefoldin subunit 1-like. The transcript has 4 exons. Gene Ontology annotation, cellular component: cytoplasm; prefoldin complex. The record is from RefSeq and is a predicted model, not a curated record. The coding region runs from base 123 to 503 and encodes 126 amino acids. NCBI's taxonomy places the organism in Eukaryota, Metazoa, Arthropoda, Malacostraca, Decapoda, Palaemonidae. Gene Ontology annotation, molecular function: protein folding chaperone. Gene Ontology annotation, biological process: protein folding.
CGAAAUAAGAGGCGUUUCUUAGCUGCUUGUUCCCUUGCAAACCAAAACAUCAGACUUCGAGUCGCACGACCUGCUGUGUAUUUAAUUCGAAUUUAACGCGCUCGGGAAUAAAUUGGCACAAGAUGUCGAAGGCGGAACCAGAUCAGGAACUCAAAAAGGCCUUCAUGGAGCUUCAAGGGAAAAUGCAGGAGACAAACCAAAAGUUAAGAAUUGCAGAUGUACAGGUGGAAAGCCUCAAGAAACAAAUUGUUCAUGCGCAGCUGACAGACAAAGAAAUACAGAGCUUAGGAGAAAGCACACGUGUAUAUGAGGGUGUUGGACGGAUGUUUUUGCUUACUGAUAUUCCAAUGGUGCGCAACAAUCUGAAAGCCAAAGUUGCCAAAUGCAAUGAGAAGAUUGCUAACUUACAGUCAAACAAAGAGUACCUGGAACGCAGCAUGACAGAAAGCCAGAAUAACCUAAGAGAAAUGAUCAAGCUUAAACAGGCAAUGAGUGCAGCAUAAUGAACAUGUUCUUGUUGCUAACUGCAUUUGUCCUGUUUAAAAUACGUGAUAUUGCGGUUCUCCUUAAACGAAGUCCUGUGUGUGAAGCUAAUUUGUAACCAGGUCCUCAUUCAUUUUGAUGUCAUUAAGUUCUGUAAAACUGGACUUCAAUUUCUAUUAACUUUACCUGCAUGUAGCUGUUUUCUCCCACCUCCUGGUCGUAAUGACCACAAAGCUAAAUUGGAUGGGAAGGGCUAAGUUAUUAUUUGUAUUUUUUCUAAUCAAAUAUUUUGAUUUUAUGAAAAUGUAUAUUGUCUUGUUUGUUAAUUUAUAAGUAUUUGACAGAUUUUUUUCAUUUCCUUGUUCCUUGACCACUGUAAUUGAAAUAUGCAUUGCAAGUCUUUACCACUGUUUAUAAAUUCUCAUUCACCUCAUUUCUAAAUAAAGUUAUGCUUAAUUA